GGGUCGUUUGUAUUCUAGCACAACCACUCUCUCUUCAAACAUCAAACAUUCUUUAACGAUGGUAAAAUUGGUUUAUGCCACCAUCAAACUCAGUAAACGGUCAGCCUUUGGUGACCUCGCUCAUCGUUUUUUAAUGAUAGGUUCGUUCCUGGAGGCAGCUUGUAUCUCUGACACUAUCACUGGCAAAGCACGAUUGGCAGUCGUUAUGUAACAUUCCACGUUGUCUUCUGUCGAAAGCGAGACGACAACCUUGUCUUCUACCGUAGAGUGUUCACUGACAAAUGACAAAGCGUCUGUCUGACCAAAAUGUUGGGUGCGUCGACAGUAAAUGUCGAGGUCAAAACUCAAUAGUACUAAGGCUCGACGCUGGAGACGAUUUGCAGAAUGGACUGGAAUAACAGAUUUUGAACUGAAAACCAUGAGAAGAGGCUUGUGGUCUGUUAGAGGAGUAAUUCUUUGACCGUAUAAGAACUUGUGGAAACAACGAACCGAAUAGACAGAGGCCAGUGCCUCUUUCUCUACCUGGCUGUACUUCUUUUCUGCCGGAGUUAACGUUCUGAUUGCAUGCAUUGUAGCUUUUUCUACCACGCCUGGAAAUUGAUGUGAGACGACGGAACCAAGUCCAAAAGCUAAAGCAACCCCAGCCACAAUGAUUGGCAUGGACUAAUCGUAGUGCGUUAAUAAUAAUGCCGGGCUAAUAAUCGUCUCGAGUUUGCAACAAGCGACUUCACAUUCUUUUGUCCAAUUCCAGGUGGUGCUCUUAUUCAGCAGACAAUUCAGUGGGUCCUGGAUGUCAUGCAUCGACGAAACGAAUGCUGAGUAAUAGGGAAUUAAUCCUAAAAAGGAUUGUAGGGCAGGGAUAUUAGUGGGAUUAGGCAUCAAUUGUACAGCUCAGAUAUUUUUAGGGCCUGAUCGGCGGUCUUCAGCGUCGAAGAUGAAGCCUAAAUACUUAACUAAGUUUAAGGAACCAAUUAUUAUUAAUGCGUUGCAGCACAGCCAUCGUGCUUUCUUGUAGCUCUUCUAACGAAGCGGCAACGGUUAAGAUAUCGUCAAGAUAGGUUGCGACCCCGGAAUACCCGAUAGGAUAGUAUCCAUUAAUUGAUGUAAAAUAAACAGGGCCGUUUUAACUCCUAAUAGCAGACGAUUAUACAGAAACAACCGACGAUGGGUAUUAACGGUUAGCUGUUUUCUCGAUUAUUCAGCAACUUCCGCAUGUAAAUAAGCAUCAGCAUGGUCCAACUUUGCGAACUUCCCACCACUCAGCAUAAUAUUUCCAAAAGGUCACUGGGUGUCGUUCAUCUGUAUUUCGCAUGACUAAUAGUAACUUGAAGUAUUUUAUUUUCCCUUUGCAAUUAAAACAUUUUUAGGUAUUCUUUUAUCUAUUGUUUAUAAGCUUUACGGUUCUGUCUAAAUAAAUUAUGCUUGAAUAUAAUUUUUUCACAUCUAUUUCAAAAGGAAAAAAUUGAGCUAAACCUAGUUAUGUCCUAUGUACGAUACAGGAAGUGUUGUCAUCAAUGUACAGUCAUGCUUUCAUAUAUAUGUUCCUAUUUUAGAUAUUUUACGGUAACACUAUGUUAUGUGUAGCUGUUCUAAAGUUUGUUGCAAUAACCCAUGUUUUCACAUGAUUAGUUCUACACUUACCUUUACUAAUGAUAGUUAAAGGGGAGAAAAAUGUCCAACGGCCAUCUAAGAUAAGUCAAAGUUUACUUAGUAGCUAAUGUGUAAAUAUUUUUUUCACUUUAGGGUCUAUUUUGGUUCAAGGAUCUGUUGAUCUAGGCAUCGAUAGGCAGAGUUGGAUGUUGCAUGCAGCUGUUCACAGUGCCAGACCAGAUGUCAGAUGUAUUAUUCAUCUAAGUACUUCAGCUGCAGUAGCAGUAUCAUGUACAAAUGCUGGUCUUUUACCAAUCAGUCAAGAAGCCAUGAUUUUGGGUGACACAGCUGUUUACGACCCGUUAAUUGUUUUGAAUAAUCUUCAGCAAAAUAGGGAAGAAGACUUAGACUCUCGUAAAGAGCGUCAUUUUGAUGCACAAAAAGCAGAAAUAUCUCGAAUAUUUUCGGAAAAAUCCCCCAGUUGUAUGGUUUUAUUGGUUCGUAGUUAUGGUCUUUUAGCUUUGGGACAAUCGAUUGAGGAAGCAUGGUUUAUUGCUUUUACAUCCAUGUUAGCGUGUGAAGCACAGUUACGUUUGGCGAGCCUUAGUUUGGAUGAAUUGGUUAUCCCUACCAAAGAAGCUCAAGAAGCCGCUUAUUCAGUAGGACGUACUCCCUCUGCUGUUCAGUUGCGAGUUGGCGAAGUUACUGGUAGUUCAGGUUGGAGGCGUGGAGAACUUGAAUUCGAGGCAUUAAUGCGUAGAUUAGACUCUGCUGGAUACCAUACGGGUUAUGUUUACCGACUAAGUCAAGUACGUCAGGGUUCAACUGCUGCAUCAACUCUCCAGAGACCACCAGCAGAUUUACUGGAUAAUGCCUCCACUCAAAAAUCUCGUGAUGCCGCAGCCCAUGUUCGUCGUGCAGCUAGUCUUGGCCGUGGUCUUCGUGGCCUCAAAGAUGUAGAAAUACCGCCUACAGUUUCAUCUUUUGCAACUUCAUACUACGGGGAUGAGGAAAGUAGAGCUGCUGCUAUUGCUGAGAUGAAAGCCAAAACACUCUCACUUUCACGUGCACACUGGCUGAGCACACCGAAUGCGUACCUCCGGGAAGAGAUUGAAGAAGUGGGUACUCCGAAUCCUAAAAAGAUAACCCACUGGACAGAGGGGUCAGAUGUCAAUAAAACACGCACCGGUGGAGUAGCUGUCCCGCUGAUUGAUCCCAAUCAAUUUGCCUUGCAGGGUUCGGAUCCACAGGAGUUUAAAAAUCAACAGAGGAAGGUGAAAGAUAAAUAUUACAAGGAUGUAAGGUCUGCUGGACCAAAAUCUCGAAUUUUACAAGGUAUUGACUUAGAAGAUGAGUCAGAUGAAACUGAUGGGGGGAUGGCAUCACCUAAGGUUGUCAGUCCGAAAGGCACACUGCUUCGAUUGGAUCCUUCCAACCCUCCGUCUCUGGAGCCUGGACAUGUUGUUGUGGUUGGGGCAGCUAGUAAAGGUAUCAUAAAUCGUAAUCAGAGACACAAUGUUGGUGUUUACCAGUCUGUAUACUCGCCAAAUCCAUUUGAUAGGAUGACAGACGAAGAUCUUGAGCGCUACAAAGAAAAUGUUGAACGUAAAGCUAAAGGUUUACCCUCAUUAGAGGAGGAAGAGGCAAGAGCUCGCAUAGAGGAAGCUCGGCAGGCUGUGGUGGUGGCACGAGAGGUGAUGGAAGCAGCUUCUCGUAUGGGUACAGAACAAAAAUAUAAUCAAGAACUUAGUUUAGAUGUAAGUCGUAUUCAUGCAGUUCGGUCAGAUACCAGUGGAGCUGAAGCUAGCCAUGAUGAUACUGAAAAAGAGGCUAGAAAAGAUGAUAGUAUAUCAGAAAGGAAAAAGAAACGUCGUUUCAAAAUGCCUUCAUUUGCACGAAAAUCCAAGGUUAAAGAAUCUAAAGAAAAGAAAUAAAUAAAACUGACGUUGAUAUUUGGGCUACUUUUUUAUAUAUAAGUAGGCAAUGCAUCAAUGACUUCAACUUUUCAGCAUUACAAGCAUGCGCCAAAAUGAACUUGGUCUGAGAUACUUUAUUGUUUUUUUGCAAUUGCUUUCUUCACAUCAGUGCGCUCAGCUUUGUAUCUGUCUGGCUAAAAAUUUUCAACUGCGUACGCCGUUAUUGUUCGGGCUUACAUCGAAUAUAAUUCACCUCGCCUAAAUUUUUCUUCAAUGUCGAAUAUAUAGAUAUGAUCUUGAUUUGAUCCUUACAUUUCUACGUUUAAUCCCUAAUCUACUAACUUAUGGCUUGUUGUGAAAUUUCUUAUUAUUCGUAUUGAUCUGUCAUAGUGGCUCGUUUGUUUAAUUUUAAUUGCUUUGUUAGGAAUUAUGCAUUCAUUGUUCUUGAGAAGGAGUAAAUAAAAUCCUGAUUUUGUCAAUGAUUCGUUGUUACUCCUGUGUAGUUCUUAUAAAAUUAUCUUGAAAAUCGUAUACUGAAUUCACUAUGGCUUUAUUGAUAUUCUUUUAUUUUUUCUACUGCUUUAUUGUUUGCAUCUAUAAACGUUUUUUUUAUUUA
This is a messenger RNA of Schistosoma spindalis, 4122 nucleotides long. Lineage: Eukaryota; Metazoa; Platyhelminthes; Trematoda; Strigeidida; Schistosomatidae. The record is from the annotation of a GenBank genome assembly.